Messenger RNA from Ostrea edulis (European flat oyster), 1614 nucleotides. RefSeq lists its product as uncharacterized. Bases 1 to 1614 code for a protein of 537 amino acids. Gene Ontology annotation, biological process: DNA integration. The record is from RefSeq and is a predicted model, not a curated record. Lineage: Eukaryota; Metazoa; Mollusca; Bivalvia; Ostreida; Ostreidae. Gene Ontology annotation, molecular function: nucleic acid binding. The transcript has a single exon.
AUGAAAUUUAACAUAGAGACAGACCAUAAACCCCUGAUAUCUCUACUGGGAUCGAAAGCUAUUUCUGAUCUACCACCAAGGAUACAGCGUUUCCGCAUGCGACUCAUGAGAUAUGAGUAUGAGAUAUACCAUGUUCCUGGUAAAAAUCUUUACACAGCUGAUGCACUCUCUAGAGCACCGCAGCAAGAUAUGUCAAAAGAAGAGGAGGAGUUCCAGACGGUGGUGGAAGCAUACGUAGACUCCAUCAUAGAAACUCUUCCAGCAAGCGAGUCGCUACUAGAAGAAAUACGACGAAAACUACAUGAGGAUAGCGUGUUACGCAUUGUCAUGCGGUACUGUGAGGAAGGUUGGCCAGGACUUGAGAAGCCAUCAAUCAACAUUGUUACUCGUCCAUUUUGGCAGAUAAGAGAAGAACUCUCAGUCUGUCAAGGCUUACUUAUGAGAGGAAAUCGACUCGUUAUUCCUACAGCUCUAAGAGCUGACAUGUUGCAGAGAAUCCAUGAAGGACAUCAAGGAAUAUUGAAGUGUCGGGAACGAGUCAGAAAUUCUAUUUGGUGGCCAGGGAUUAAUUGUGAAACCGAGGACCUAGUGAAAAGCUGUUCUGUCUGUGUGAAAAACAGACCAGAUCACGCAGAGCCUUUACGACCAACCAAAUUUCCAGACAGGCCAUGGGAGAUGUUAGCAACAGACCUAUUUCACCUGAAAAAUGACAAUUAUCUACUCGUCGUUGACUAUUUUUCCCGCUAUGUUGAAAAGUUGGAAAGCACCACAUCACAGACCAUAAUAAAUCAUCUUAAAUCGAUGUUCGCUAGGCAUGGUAUACCGGACACAUUGGUGUCUGACAAUGGACCACAAUAUGCCAGCUCAGUUUUCCAGACCCUCUCCAGGAAUUACGGAUUCCGUCUCCAAACUAGUAGUCCUCACUAUCCACAAGGAAAUGGUGAAGCCGAACGUGCUGUGCAGACAGUAAAACGUUUACUAAGAAAUGCGACAGACCCGUACCUUGCAUUGCUUGCAUACAGAGCAACUCCAUUGAAGAAUGGAUGCAGCCCAGCUGAACUUUUAAUGGGGAGAAAACUCAAGACCACUUUGCCAGAAAAUCCGAGAAACUAUUACCUAAAAUGGCCAGACUUAGGAAAAGUACAUCAUCUAGAGGAACAAUCCCGUCAGAACCAAAAACUUAACUUUGAUUUCGCAAAGAAAGCAAGACCUGUAUCUCUGUUGAAAGCUGGAGAAACAGUAUGGGUGAAGGGAGAAAAAAGAGGAACGACCGGAACAGUGGUAACCAGGACACAACAUAGUGACCGCUCUUACAUCAUUGAGACACCCAAAGGAUCGAUUCGCAGGAACCGUCGUCACUUAGCACCAGCAAGCAUGUUGAAGGAUGAAGUAUUCGCAAGUGACACAUUUGACCAAGAUAUGGACAUUCGUAACAAUGUGAAUCCUAUGAGUGAAAAUGCGCGUAACAAGACCAGUGAAACAGUGUCGCACACUACCCGAAACCAAGUCGCGACAAAGUCUGUGAACGAGAAACUUACCUGUGUUGAUCAAAACACAUCGCACAUCACCAGAUCUGGUAGAGUGUCAAAGCCGAUCGAGAGACUGAAUUUGUGA